CAGAAUAAAUCAUCCGGAUCUUUCUCUGCCUUGGAUUUCAUCUGAAUCGCUUCUCUCUAUCAGAUACUUUUCGUGCUAUAUUUGAUCGCAAACGUUCUUCGUGCAUCCUUGGAAGGAUUGAUACUUAGUCUCCGCUCCGUCCUUGAUUACGUCAUAUAUUAUCCCUCUAUACAACACCGGGUCUCCGUCGCCUUACUUCUCCCCAGUCAAACCAACAUCCAGUCAAAAUGGUCCACCCUUCCUCCACCUGCUGCAAGACCUCUGGUGAUGGCAGCUGUGUCUGCGCUGCCCAGGCCAAGUGCUCCUGCGGCAAGCAGAACGCCCUCCACUGCACGUGCAACAAGGCUUCGACCGAGAACACCGUGAGCGGCGCCCGAUGCUCUUGCAGAGCUCGUCCUGCCGGAGAAUGUACCUGUGAACGUUCGGCAACUGAGAACCACCCGGUGACGGGAGCAGCCUGCCCAUGUGGCAAGAGGUCUUCCACUUCUUGCACCUGUGAGAAGGCCAGCGCUAUUGACGCUGCUGUUGGUCUUGAGACUGACUUCACCACUCGGGCUUAAAAUCCACUCCUGCACCUUUGUGUGGAAAUUGAUGAUCAAAUUGUUCUUGGCCGUUACUGAAUUGCAUGUUCCAUGGGGUGAUCGGUGUUCAUUACGGAGUUUUCGGGAGGCUGAGAUUGACCGGCUUCAUGGUUGCGUGGGUGUUUGAUUCUGGGUUAUUUUGCAUUGCCAUGGGCUAUUCUCAAGGGGAAGCGAGAGAUUACGCAGUAUUAGUGCCGAAGAGUCGAAUUGUAUCUUAGAAUUAUACCUAAUGCGACGACUGUUUCGUCCUCCGUAGCAUGGCGAUUGAUCUCAUCGACAUGCAAGAGGAACAAGUCUGAUUAAAGCCAAGAACGGAAGUGAAAAUGGCAGGGAGGAAGGAAUUCAUCAGUCUGCGGAGUGAUGUCUUUGCUGCAGUACCCCCACCCGAUCGCAGUGCCUUGAAUCCGAUAAGGUUCCUAUAGAUCAGGAACCAUCCCCCUGAGUUCAAAUACAACUCGGGCGUGAUGGGCGUUUGAAGUUAACGUCACAGUCGUAGUAGUAAAGAUAGGAAAUUAAUCAAUUAACAAGUAUAGAAAUCUGGAAGAAACAAUACUUUG
This is a messenger RNA of Aspergillus welwitschiae, 1138 nucleotides long. RefSeq names its product putative copper resistance protein Crd2. NCBI's taxonomy places the organism in Eukaryota, Fungi, Ascomycota, Eurotiomycetes, Eurotiales, Aspergillaceae. The record is from RefSeq and is a predicted model, not a curated record. The transcript is spliced from 4 exons. The coding region runs from base 228 to 560 and encodes 110 amino acids.